This is a messenger RNA of Mya arenaria, 7219 nucleotides long. Its product is annotated as kelch-like protein 26. The transcript has 5 exons. Lineage: Eukaryota; Metazoa; Mollusca; Bivalvia; Myida; Myidae. Gene Ontology annotation, molecular function: protein binding. The record is from RefSeq and is a predicted model, not a curated record. Bases 187 to 1938 code for a protein of 583 amino acids.
GAAAAUACAAAAGAAUGUUGAUUAUUUAAACAGCUGAUUUACCUAUUUGAGAAAUCGCUCAUGUUGUAAACACAAGACAAAAAUGGUCAAGGCCACAACAUGUUGUCAUAUUCAAUAAUUUCACUUUAUAUCAAGAAACAUUGAAGAUCAUCUAAUGGAUAAUGAAAAGGGCAUUUAGAAGCAGUCAUGCCCGUUUCUCCACGAAAAAGGCCGUCUGUCCGCGAGGACAUUAACCCUGGGCCCAGCAAUGCAGGAGCCUUGGUUGCCAAGAACCAUUCCAUUAAACUUAUGAGAGGUCUGCAGGAGUUCCACAAGGAGGAGACAUUCUGUGACUAUGUCCUUGUUGCCGAAAGCCAGACGUUUAAGGUUCACAGGGUUGUGAUGGCAUCAUGCAGUGACUACUUUAAGGUGAUGUUGACGGGGGAAAUGAAGGAGAGCCGAGAAGGUCAGGUUGACCUGAAGGGCGUGUCUGCCAAAGGGUUGAAGGUCGUCAUUGACUUUGCCUACACAGGAAUAAUGGGGUUGACAGUUGAAAAUGUAGAGGAAGUGUUGUCUGCAGCCACCCACCUUCAAGUGACGGAUGCGGUAGAGCUCUGUAGCAAAUACAUCGAGUCCUCCCUUACCAUAGAAAAUUGUGUAGAUGUCCUAAACUUGGCUGAACUAUAUUCCCUGCACGCAACUUAUAAAAAAGCUCAGCUCUUUAUGCUUGAGCAGUUCGAAAUGAUGGCAAAGUCAGGACAGUAUCAGAAACUCAACGAUCGGCAACUUGCUCAGUUACUGGAAGAUAAUCGGUUACAGAUCGCAUCAGAAUAUCACCUAUUUGAGUUGGUCGUGCGAUGGAUGAAAGGUAAAAAGGACAGAGAUCAGUUUGUAGCGGCGUUGAUGAAGAAUGUGCGACUGCCUCUCCUGUCAGGAGAAGAGCUGGUGGAAAAAGUGAGUACUGUGCCCCUAAUGCGCGAAAAUAACGAGUGCCAUGAAUUGUUGACAGAAGCUAAGGACUACCAUAUAGUUGUGAGCAAACAGCCCCUGUUGCAGAGCAAAAGAACUCAAGUUAGGGCAAGUGAGAAAUGUCUCGUGAUGUGCCACAGGGAAAAUUUAGAGUACUUUAACUUGUCAAACAUGCACCAUGGUUUUUUACGCGAUGCUACAAUCCAGUUGUAUCAUCCGGCGGUUGUGGUAGUGGAUAAUUUCAUGUACGCAUGUGGUGGGAAGUAUGAUUUUAACGAGAAUAAUGAAAUAGCUACAGCGCGCUGUUUUAGGUAUGAUCCGAGGUUUGAUACAUGGUAUGAGCUCACUUCCAUGAAUGAGGCACGAAAAGACUUUGUUUUACUGGCAGACGACAAAAAUCUAUAUGCAGUAGCAGGUCAGGAUGAAAACCUGGUCAUGUGUACAGUUGAAAUGUUCGAUAUUGCUUCAAAUGAGUGGGAGGUGAAGGCGUCCAUGAAUCACUCUGUUUAUGGACAUGCCGGGGCAGUGUGUGACGGAAAAUUGUACAUCUCUGGUGGACAAAAGUUUGAUGGCUGCUGCAGUGACCUUGAGAUGUACGACCCCAGAAUGGACCUCUGGGAAAAGCGCUCUCCGAUGAACAAUGCACGCUUGAAUCACAACAUGGUGACAGUGAAUUUCCGUAUCUUUAGCAUGUGCGGUAAUAUUGAAGACAGCAUGGGCUUUCCGGUACCGGUGAUAACAAUAGAGUAUUACACGCCUUCAAAAGAUCAGUGGACAGUGUGCACAAAAACUAUGAAUAUUCGCGAAGCAGGGGCUUGCUUGAUUGAUGACAAGAUAUACAUCGUCGGAGGCAUCAAUGGAGAACAUUAUUAUUCAGACAUUGUACAAUCCUUCACACCAGCCACGGAGCAGCUUAAGAUUGUUGAGAAGUUUUCUACCCGGUUACAUGGUCGAGCGUGCUGUGUGCUCACAUUGCCUCAGUAUUUGUGAGCUCCAGCCAAAUGGCUUAUAAGUCAAGGAUCUGUAAUUUAUGGAAAAGUUUUUCCACUACCAUUUUGUUAUGGGGAGUAGUUUAAUUAUUGAAAAUGUUAAACAUUAUGUAAGGGUUAGUAAAAAUAAGUGCUACACUUUUGAUUCCAAUUGAAGAUUUAAGUAUAUAAAAGUACUACGUUUAUUUUUUGAUGCAAUUGAAGAGUUUAUUAGUUUGUGUUAGUUGUGAGAAGCAAAAGUUUUAUUUUAAAAUUUAUUUUUCUCUAAUUUGUAAACAGUUGAAUAAUGAUGGAAAAUGUAGAAAACACCGGUUGUACAAAAAAUAAGUGUGAUACAGACAUUGUCAUUCAGCAUGUCAUGCAUUUAUUUUUGACAUUGUUUUGUUCUAGCUUCUCAAGGUUUAUUUAGAAAUGUGAGACAUACGUUUUGCCUUAGUUAUAUUAAAUAGUUUUAAACUGCCUAGUCAAAAGGGAAUGUACUAGGGGGGAAUUGAUCAAGACUCGUAGGAGAGAGACUUACAACUGUGCAGGGUCCAUGUUCAUGAAUGUCCUGAGUCCAAGUUUCUGACUCAGGCUCAGAAAACUAAAUUCUUAAAUGUUUCAACACAACUAUAAUGUACAUGUAGCUCAUUUUGACAAAAGAUAUGAGUCUGAAUGUAGAACAUAUUAUUUGUCAAAGAUAAAGUAAUUUUUACUAUCUUUGCUGCUGUAGUAGCAUUUUUACAGCAAAAUCAAAAAUUUGCUUUUCCGAGUCUGAUCAGUUUCAAACUCGAAAUCAAGAUGUUUGUGAUUAUGAACGCAUGUUAACUGUUGAAAAUCUCAUCUAGUGUUGCAUUUGCUCCUACGAUUAUUGAUGAAACCACCUCCUACUAUGUGGCAGAUCUAAGAUCAUUUUCAGGAGAACUUAUAAUAAUAUAAGUUAAGCAGCUGAAGGUAUAUCUGCUUGUUUCUACCUGAAAUAAUUUUGUAUAUUGAUUUUCAAAGUUUGUUUGUUUUUUUCUGUUUUUCUUUGAACUAUAUCAAUGUUUGAUUUGUUUUGGUUAAAGUUUUUUUCCCUCCAUCUUAACCCUACGGUCAUCAUUGGAGUGUUUGGUAAUUCUUAUGUUUCUCACUGAAUAUUUUCCCUAUGAAUGAAUGGCGUUAUUAGAGCAUCUGUUAUUCAAGGGAAAAAAAGAUGAGAUAUUGUGAUAGCCUUGGUGUCGUUAUCAGUGUUGGCGCUGUUGUGCAAAAACUUCAAACUUGGCCAUAACAGAAAUGAAUCUUGGUAUACAAUUUUCCAUAGCUAAUGUUAAGGAGGGCCCAUAAAUCAGGCUUCGAUAAUUGUCAGGUUAUGCCCCUUAUAUUAGACUGGUAAAAACAGUCUUAUGUAAGACUGGUAAAAACAGUCUUAUAUUAGACUGGUAAAAACAGUCUUAUAUUAGACUGGUAAAAACACAAACAAUGAACGUUAGCUUUCACUCCACAGCACUCUUGUUAUUUAUUACUUUUUGAGGUUUAUUUGUGUUGAUAUACAAUAUUUUGCGAUAUAAUUAUAGUAUCAAUCAAGAAUUCUUUGCUGAAUAAUUAAAUUCAUUUUAUUACCAUACCAAAACAUCAUACAUAAAAAUAUUAUUAUCAAUUUGUCACGGUGUCAAUUAUUUUGUAUAUCUGUUACAAUGCUGAAACAUAAAGUAAAUUUAAAAAAAUAUUAUUAUCAAAUUUCCACAUUACUUAUUUAUGAUAGUUUAAUAAGCAAGUGGCUUGUGCCAUACAUUGCUGUAGAGCUGAAUCUAGCUGAUGUAAACUUAUAUUAGUAGAUUGUGAAAGGAGGGUUUGUUUAAGCAUUUCAAGUGAUAUAGGCAACAAUUGACCCUGUGACAUUAGUAUAUAGAAAUCAUAAGAAAUGGACCAUUUCCUGUUUACAAGAAGUUUUACAAGUUUCAAAACAGAUACUCAAUAAUGACCUUAUUGUUUUACAUAAUUUGUUUAAUUGUUUUUUACUCGCAGCAAAUAUUAACUAUGUAACAUGUAUUAUUUUGCAUGCGGCAUAUUUUCUGUAAUGUUGGAUGUUUCUGCUUCCUCUUUCCUGCUAAAUAUUGUAUUUUUUGUAAAAUUGACGCAACUUUAGUCAUGGAUACCAGUUAUUAUUAUUAUUUUAUGUAAUCCGGUGGUUUAUAGAGAUUCAUCAGUGAAAUAAAAUUGAUAUUUCACUGUUUUAAAUUGAAUUCAAAUUGACGUUAAGUGUGCAUUCAAACUGGCUAACUCCUUUAAAAAAAAUGUAGAAAAAAUGACCUUUAAUUCCAAUUUUAGGCAUUAAAUAAAAAAGGUUAAUUGUUUGUUUCUGUGUAAUAUAGCAAUAUAUUUCACUUCAUGAACACCAAAAGUGAAUACAAAUUUUGGUGCAACUAUCCAUAAUUUUUGUGCGCUUGAUUGCUUCAUUAUAUGAUUUCUGGUGGUUGAUAUGUAAAAUCACAAUUAUAUUUCACUGUUUCAAACAGAGAAAAUAUCUAUUUCAUCUUUUACACUGUUUUGAACAUCAAGUACGUUUUACUAUCAAAAUCAAGAAUCAGCGCUUACACGGCUGGGACACAAUAUCAAUCAAGUCAUUUCUGCAACGAUGUUACCUACGCAUACAGUUUAGUGCGGGUUUUUUUUUAAAAUCCUUUAAGUGUAUUAAAGUGUGUUUUAAAUGCUGCUUUUAGGCAUAUAAUGAAAAAAAUGUUUGUGUCAGUGUAAGUCAGGGAUAAGUUAUAUAGAUCUAGUCCAGUUUCUUGAAAUAUCUCAAGUAUUUACUUAACUUGGAAAGUUUUUAAAACGCUGUAUACUGGUGAAAGGUAAAAGCAGAGGAACUUAUUCUUGCCAAACUUCUGAUUUUCUCUUUUGUAGGAGGUCAUUAAUGUAUAAACCAAUCCAGAACUUAAAAUUUUUGAGUAAUUAUUCAAUUACUUUUCUUGCUAUAAAAGUAACUUUCUUCAAAAUAAUAACCACACAUUUAUAUAAAAAUAAUUGAUGGGACAAAAAAAGUAAAAACACUUCCUUUUAACCAUGCCAAGCUGUGGUUACGGUAAUGAAUGAGUUGAAUGAAUUGUUAAGUAAAUAUUUUUUUUAAAACUUGGACCAGAGAUGCUUCAUGUCACUGCUGUAUUGUUUGCUGAAAUGGAUAUUAAUUACACUUUUCUUUACUUGGACAUCAUACCUUUAUGAGCAAUACAGUAUGAACUUGUGCUGUAAUGUUAGUUGACACUUAUAGUUUGUAUGAUGACAUUACAUUAUUAUGCCCCCCUUCGAAGAAGAGGGGUAUAUUGCUUUGCACAGGCAUGUCGGUCCGUCGGUAGACCAAAGCUUGUCCGAGUGAUAACUCAACAAUUCCUGAACGUAUGGUCAUCAAAUUUCACAUGAAGGUUGGGCCUGACCAGUAGAUGACCCCUAUUGAUUUUGGGGGUCAUCGGGUCAAAGGUCAAGGUCACAGUGACCUUUAAUGGUAAAAUAAUUUUAAAGCUUGUCUGAGUGAUAACUCAACAAUGCCUGCACCCAUGGCCCUCAAACUUGACAUGGAGGUUGGGCCUGACCAGUAGAUGACCCCUAUUGUUUUGGGGGUCAUCAGGCCAAAGGUCAAGGUCACAGUGACCUUGAAUGGUAAAAGGUCGUCCGAGUGAUAACUUGACAAUGCCUGCACCCAUGGCCCUCAAACUUGACUUGGAGGUUGGGCCUGACCAGUAGCUGACCCCUAUUGUUUUUGGGGCUCAUCGGGUCAAAGGACAAGUUCACAGUGACCUUGAAUGGUAAAAGGUUGUCCGAGUGAUAACUCAACAAUGCGGGCACCCAUGGCCCUCAUAAUUGAAUUGGAGGUUGGGCCUGACCAGUAGAUGACCCUUAUUGUUUUUGGGGGUCAUCGGGCCAAAGGUCAAGGUUACAGUGACCUUGAAUGGUAAAAGGUUGUCAGAGUGAUAAUCGACAUGCCUGCACCCAUGGCCCUCAUAAUUGAAUUGGAGGUUGGGCCUGACCAGUAGAAGACCCCUAUUGUUUUUGGGGGUCAUCGGGCCAAAGGUCAAGGUCACAGUCACCUUGAAUGGUUAAAGGUUUUCCGUGUGAUAACUUGACAAUGCCUGCACCCAUGGCCCUCAAACUUGACUUGAAAUUGGGCCUGACCAGUACAUGACCCCUUUUGUUUUUGGGGGUCAUCUGGCCAAAGGUCAAGGUCACAGUCACCUUGAAUGGUAAAAGGUUGUCCGAGUGAUAACUCGACAAUGCCUGAACCCAUGGCCCUCAAACUUGACUUGGAGAAUUGGCCUGCCCAGGAGAUGACCCCUUUUGUUUUUGGGGGUCAUCUGGCCAAAGGUCAAGGUCACAGUGACCUGGAAUGGUAAGAGGUUGUCCCAGUGAUAACUCGACAAUGCCUGCACCCAUGGCCCUCAAACUUGACUUGGAGGUUGGGCCUGGCCAGAAGAUGGUCCCUAUUGAUUUUAGGGGUCAUUGGGCUAAAGAUCAAGGUCACAGUGACCUGGAAUGGUAAAAGGUUAUCCGAGUGAUAACUCAACAAUGCCUGAACCCAUGGCCUUCAAACUUGACUUGGAGUUGCAUCUGACUUGUAGAUGACCCCUUAUGAUUUAAGGGGUCAUUGGGUCAAAGGUCAAGGUCACAGUGACCUUGAACGAAAAAAAAUUGUCUGUGUGAUAACUUGACAAUGCCUGCACCCAUGGCCCUCGAACUUGACAUUUAGGUUUCUGGUGACCAGCUGAUGACUCUGGAUUUUGAGUUCAUAGAGUCAAAGGUCAUGGUCAUAACACACUCUAUCCUCACACUUUAAUGGUCAUAAUGUUAAAACUGCCUUAACGGCAACAAAUCAGCUGUCAUUUUGGUCCAUGCAUAUUUCAUUCAAUUGUCCAUAUAAUCCUGACAACAUGGCGCUCAGGGGGGGCAUAAUGUUUGACAAACAUCUCUUGUAUAAUCAGGGGUUCUGAAGUUCAGGAUUAAUCCUAAAAUCAGGAUUGAGAAUUAUUGUACAGUUUUAGAGCUUGUUUUUAGCUGGGACAUUUGUAAUAAAAAAAAGUAGAAAGUACCUUGAAAUGAAUAUAUUGUUAAUGAAUUUGGAAACAAUUUCAAAAGGGGUCAUAACCCCUUUACCUGGCUUUAGGAAUGAAUCCCUCAUACUCAAACAGACCCUCAGCUAUUGUUCAGUAUUGACAAUUAUCAGCUGUUAGAACCACUGUAUAAAUCGAGGGCUCAACGCAAUACUGUCGUAACUCCAUUUUUCAAAAUUGUUCAGGAGAAGGAAAAAACUUUCUUAAUUUAUUUGUGUUGGA